Messenger RNA from Homalodisca vitripennis (glassy-winged sharpshooter), 2452 nucleotides. Its product is annotated as lachesin-like. The coding region runs from base 62 to 1069 and encodes 335 amino acids. Gene Ontology annotation, cellular component: neuron projection. The transcript is spliced from 7 exons. Lineage: Eukaryota; Metazoa; Arthropoda; Insecta; Hemiptera; Cicadellidae. The record is from RefSeq and is a predicted model, not a curated record.
UACAGGAUGGGAUAGCAAAGAACCUCGACCACUGGCGGUUCAGGAGGAGCCCGAGUUCGCCAUGAGCAUCAGUAACUUGACAACACCCCUAGGACGUGAAGCCGUGCUCUCGUGUGUGGUAGAGAGACUCGGCAAGUACAGGGUGGGCUGGCUGCGGGCCGAGGACCAGACUAUCCUGAGCCUACAUACUCGUGUGGUGACGCACAACUCACGGAUAUCCGUGACACACGACAACCACCGCACCUGGCAGCUUCACAUUAAACAGGUUAAAGAGUCGGACAGAGGGUGCUAUAUGUGUCAGAUAAACACUAAUAUCAUGAAGAAACAGAUCGGCUGCAUUGACGUCUUAGUGCCUCCCGAUAUCUUGAAUGACGAGACAAGUUCCGACAUGUCGGUGCAGGAGGGAGAGAACUCCACACUAAUCUGUCAGGCAACCGGUCAUCCCAAGCCAAGAAUACUCUGGCGACGAGAGGACGGCGAGGGCAUAAUCAUCAGGAAGGGGCCAAGGGAUAUUGUCAAGGUGGACAUGUAUAACGGUAGUGCCAUGACGUUCUGGAAAGUAGACCGCCGUCAGAUGGGCAUCUAUCUGUGUAUUGCAAGUAAUGAUGUCCCGCCAGCUGUUAGUAAACGGGUGGCAUUCAGCGUGAACUUCGCACCUGUGAUAAAGGUGCCCAACCAACUCCUGGGUGCGCCACUGGGGACAGACGUCCAGCUAGAGUGUUACGUGGAGGCUUACCCCAACACAAUCAACUACUGGAUCAAGAACAGGGGCGAGAUGUUGCUUGACGGGUCAAAAUACUCGAUCCACGAGAAUCGGUCUACCUACAAAGUGUACAUGUGGCUGAUCAUCAGAUCUUUCAGCCGUGCUGAUAUCGGCACAUACAACUGCGUCAGCACUAACUCUCUUGGACGUGGAGAAGGCACCCUCAGACUCUACGGUCUGGCGGAAACGACGAAGAGCCACACUUCCGCCUCGAACGGAAGUCGAGAAAACAGCGACUCUUCCGGAAGUUGUCUCCUGGCUUCCUCUUUGCUGUUAGCUUCCGCUGCCGUCUUAUCAUCGAGGUGACCCUCUUCUCAGAAGCGCAUUUUAUAAUCAAUAUCAUCGUCCACCCGCCACAUGUACAGAACCCUGAUCGACCGUUUUUCUACCCUUUUACAGUUUGUGACGAUGGACAUUUUGUUGACUACAGAUUCUGUGAUGCUUAGCAACCUUGUUCAAAGUAUGUAAUGUUCAAUGUAUAUUUGUAAUGGAUUGUUAGAGCUUAGUGCGUUGUUUAAAUUAUAAUUAUAUGUACAUAAAUUGAAUUGUGAUAAUAGGUUUAUGACAGGGUGACUUUAUCAUUAAAUAUUAAAAGUGACAAGCUCUUUUGCAAUCGUACCUUUUGUAAAUUGUUCCGUAUACGGAAACUUUUCAUGACUGAUUUCAUUUCAGAAAAUAUUGUGCAAUCAUGUGCUUUUUGUAAUAUUACUAAAGAAAUGUUUUUAAUAUUGAUAAUACAUAUCUGCUUGAAAUGUCUCUAUUAUUUAAAAGAAUCGAUUAUAUACCAUUAUCCACUUCUAAUGUAAAUACGAAGCAGUUGAUUUGCAUUUUAAUGUUUAUGUAAUGUUAAUAGAAGUUGCAAGUGUAAAAAGUGUAGAUUAUAUUGUAGUAAAUGUAUAUAAUUGUAGAUUACUUGCAGGCCUAAUGUCAAAAUAUUGUUUUAAAAUAUUAUUUAAAUUUCCUUUAAUUAAUUGUUUCCAAUGAAUACCUGAUUAAUAAUUAGGGGAUUUGAAAUGAAGCGGAAUGUAAUCAAAUAUAAAGUAAAACCCAAAACGUUGCUUUAAAAUUGCAGUUUUAAAAAAGGGUAAGAAACAUUUAAUGCUAUUUAAUAUACCUACAUAAAGACUUUAUUUAUAGACGAUGAGUUUAAAUUAAAUAGAUGUACCAAGGGUUUGCUACUAGAUUGGUUAGGGAUUAUAAAAAAUCAUGUUAUUUAUACUUAAGUUUAUAAUUCUUUCAUAAUAGUCAUCUCAGACAACUAAAUUUACAAUAUUUAUAUAGAUUUCUUAAAUAAAAGAAUAUGUUUUGAGAUGUAAAAAAAAUUAUUAUAAAGCUACAAUAUUUAAAAUUAAAUCUUAUGUUUUAAAUUAUUAUACACUUCUUAAAGAUUAUGUAUAAUGAUUCCAAAAGCUUCAAGGUUUUAUUCUAAACUCUAUUACACUAAUAUAUAGUGAGCCACCUAACGGGCGAUAUUUCAAAUACUAGUCUUGACGGAAAUAAUAUUGUUAGCUUAAAUCUUUUAUUUCUUAAAGGAUUGCAAAAUUUACAUUUAGCAUUACUCGUUAAAAAUGUGAUUGGAUGUAUCUGUUUGUAUUUGAAAAUACUGCUUGUAUAUAUGCUUGUAUAUAACACUUCCAUUGUAUGAGUAAUUGGUGCUAAAUGCCAAAAUAAAAAAGUUCGUGUAACUGA